CUGAAACAGGCCUAAACUCAGGAACCAAGGCUCUGUCUCAAAUCAAGUUGACUCCUCCCUCUCUCACCUUGACUGGGUACUUAGGGAUGCCCUUCAGGGUACUCUCCCAGUAUACUGAACAACCCCUAUCCCAGCCCUCUAUCAAGAAACUGCCAUUCCGCCAAUGGAGAUCAUCCUGGGCCAAAGGCGCGCUUUUGCCAGACUGUGUGCCUCCAGACUGGACAACUACCAUCCAGUCCACAGGCAGUUAUUCUGAACAUGAUCCUUUCCUGUGGAAACAUGCCUAAUACAUAAUCACUUGCCAUGGCUACAGGGGGUAGAACAGACUGACCCUCUGUUAUACCCCCUUUGGCAGGCAGUGAACCUGAAAGAUAUCCAAGAUAUAUGCCCCAUCUGAGAUAGGGCAGGUGAGACCUUCCAACAGUGGGCUGAUACAUGCCCUCUACUUUCUAUGUUCCUCUUCACUAACAGCAGCUAUUUAAGCAACUCCAAUGCUGUGGCUGGGGCUGGAUGGUAUGGACAUUGGGGUGCUUAGAAGCAAGAGGCAACCCACAGCAAUCUCUGCCUCCCCAGGCAUGAAGUCUUUGAUGCAGAGGCCACUGCAGCAUUGUAAAGGGGGGCGUACGUGCGUUGUUCCCUGCGACAGGAACCGGGUUGUGAUCUAGGGAUCUCAGGAAUGGAUAUACCAAGGCGAUGCCGCUAUACCACACGGCACCGAACGAUCUUAGCAAGAAACGAUAUAACGAUAAAAGAAAACACAACGACGAAGGAGCCUCGCUCCGCUCUAUACGACGAAAACGAUACUAGUGAAGCAACCUAGAAACCAAAAGAAUGCUCUAUUUCCCGUAACUAUCUGGGAGGGAACCCUCCAUUAAGUACUCCGGCCGCGGGCUCCACCAUACAUUAGUAUGUCGGAGUCGGCGGUUCUACGGUGUUCCAAGAUAGGAAAUAUGGGAGAUCCGGGGUUUCGCAGUGCCCCCAGCACAGCAUAUAAAGGGCUAAAGGCUGCCUAUAAUAGUGCCCAGGCCCCCUAUACACAGAAUCUAUAUGUCCUCCUAGACAACCAUAAAGUGGCACACCAGUUACAGGGCUUCCCCAGAGGCUCUAGUCAACACACCAUCCUGGCCUUUUAAGAACUUGCAAACGCCUGGCCCACCUGGUCCUCAUGAUGUCAAGCCAUUCAACACAGACAAGUCCAUGUCCACUGGAUCCCCAGUCAUGCUGGAAUCACAGGGAAUGAGCUGGCCGACAAACAAGCAAAGAAAAGGGCCAGACUGACCCCACAAACCAAUGCCCCUCUGACAAGGUAUGCCUGGGCUCACCAGACACUGAAGGAAGAAUUCUGGCAGCAUUUCCAAUCAUACUGGGCUGAGAAUGCGCCAUGGCAAUACUGUGACCUCUCCAUUGACCUGGAUAAACAACCCCAUAAACUAUCCCUUCCCAGAGCUACCCUCGGCCGACUCUUUGCUGCCCGGUCUGGCCACAGAGACUUCGCCCACUAUUAUGAAUGCUUUGGGCAUGAAGACGCCAAGUUGGAGUGCUCCUGUGGAUGCCCAAAGACCCCCCACCACUUCUACUACUGUCAAAAAGGUCACAAGGCCUCCCCUCAGCCAUGGGGCAACCGGCAGGUAGAUGAGAUUCUGCACUCUAAGUCAGGAACAAGGGAUCUCCAUGAAUGGUUGCAGAGGUCUCACUUCUACAAAAUGAUAUGCCCAGCACACUGACCACUGACCUCAAAACCCAAAAAAAAAAAAAAUCUGUCCUCCCCUUUUCAUUUUUUAUAUCUCCAUCCCCCCCCACCCCCACGCAGAAUAUGUGUCGCCGCUCUGGCCCAGGAAUCCUAGGCAAACUCCGCGGGAGUUUUUGCCAGCAUGUAUGAUAGAAUUAGCUUAGCUACCAGAUAGGCAGUUUCCGCUCUGCCCGUCGUAUAUUCCGUUCCGGGAUCCCCGCGGGCACGUGAUUAGCGCGUGUCCCACACCGACGUUAAAUAGCACUACUACUACUACUACUUCUUUAUUUACCACUCUCUCCCCUACUCCUGUCGACAUAGUCAGAAUGGUACUGUCAAAAAGCAGUGAGAAUAUUUUACCAACAGUCUCUGAGAUCAACGCUUGUCCCAACAUACUUAGCCAGCCUGAUGGAGCUGCAAAAGUUGUGAAAAUCAGCAACCGCUUCGCUGUCAAGUUUGGAAAGGGAGUCUCAAUAUCAGAAGCAGAUAAUAUGCAAUUUAUAUCCACAAAUACAAAAGUCCCUGUGCCAAAAGUCUUCGAUGCCUUUACUGAUGCGGAAACAAAUAUGACCUAUAUUGUGAUGGAGUUUAUUCAGGGUGUUACACUUCAAACCCUAUGGCCAACGUUGACUGUCAAAGAGCGGUCUAAUAUAACAGUUAAGGCCAGAAGCCCUACAAUGACUCAGUCUUCUGGACCCC
Molecule: messenger RNA, 2428 nt
Organism: Monascus purpureus
Lineage: Eukaryota; Fungi; Ascomycota; Eurotiomycetes; Eurotiales; Aspergillaceae
Source: the annotation of a GenBank genome assembly